Didymella exigua CBS 183.55 is the source of this 2700-nucleotide messenger RNA. Its product is annotated as ARM repeat-containing protein. Gene Ontology annotation, molecular function: mRNA 3'-UTR binding. The record is from RefSeq and is a predicted model, not a curated record. The transcript has 4 exons. Gene Ontology annotation, cellular component: cytoplasm. Bases 1 to 2700 code for a protein of 899 amino acids. NCBI's taxonomy places the organism in Eukaryota, Fungi, Ascomycota, Dothideomycetes, Pleosporales, Didymellaceae. Gene Ontology annotation, biological process: nuclear-transcribed mRNA catabolic process, deadenylation-dependent decay.
AUGGCAGGUAGCACGAGAAACCGCGACUUCGCAGGUGGCAUUUCACUCAAUAACACAGACAACGACCGCUCGACCUACACAUGGGGCAACAGCAUCUGGAACACGAAGCCGGUAGGGUCUGGCUUUGGCUCGACGCCUCGAGAUGGAUCACGAACCAGAGACAGCAAUGCCCUGCCUGGUGCGAUUGCAGACAUCUCAGAGGGCAAGACAGGCUCCAGCUCUCUCCUCCCGUCCUACGAAUCCGAUUGGAAGCAGAGCCGUCAAGGCAAUGCUUGGGGAAACAAUGCCCACAUCAGGAAUGCCGGCGUGUCACCUGCGAGGAAGCGCUCAGUUGCACAAGAGCAGAACACACCGCAAUUCAGCGACAACUCAUCCUCGCUCUUCUCGGUCUCGCGAAAUGCAUCAGUAACCCAUGGACAAGGGACAAGGGCUCUCAAGCCGCUCCUCGACCCUACUUCGAACAACUUCACGUCGCGCAACGUCGACUCGCUGAGCAAUGGCUUUUCUAGCUUUGGCCUCGGCCAAGCUGAGCUCAGCCCGCAGCGUGCUGAUACCGCCUUCGCCUGGCCAGACGCUGCGGUCCACUCCCCUAUCGAUGAUCGACGAAGUGUAACGGGCUCAGACCACUACGGUGCUACCAGUGGUGCAGCAUCGCGCAGUGGCAGUCUGCCACCCUCGAGACAUGGUGCCGAGGGCAGCAUCAACCCCUACGCUGACUCGUUCGCUCGUUUCUCCCAGCCGGGCGCACGCCAGGGGCAAUCCUUGUCCUAUACUGCUCGUCCCUUUCAGGAGCGCAAUGGCUCCUUUCAGAGUGAGUCGCUGCAACUGCAGGAACAGGAACCCCGUCUCGGAGCACACAGGUCUUCCUUCAGCAUCAACGCUUUCACGCCAGCCUUUACACCGUCAGGUCAGGCACUGAACGAUCCUCGUGACUAUCAGGAUGUACAAAUGCCAGUCCAGCCCGAGGGGCAGGGAUUUCGCAGCAACGGGACGUACACACCUGACAGCUUCACCAAUGGUCAGGUCAACGAUCCCAACGUGCAGUUCCGCCCGAUCACCUAUGACACCCGAAGCGCGCCGAACGGCAACACUGCAAUCAAACAAAGUCCGUUUUAUUCGCACGCUCACACACCCCCUGUACAUGACUACCUCAACCCGACCUACCGCGGCGAACAAGGGCUCAACCAUCCCAACAACAUUGCGCUUGUGCAAAACAAAUUGGCUGGAUAUCAAAUCCAGCAGGAACGACGCAAUGUUGCGCCACAAUACUAUCAGCAGUACCAACAUAUGCUGCCGAUGAAUCAAUUGCGCAACCCUCAGGCCUAUCAGUAUGCCAUGCCCAACGGUAUGCCGAUGACAGCACUGCCACCACAUAUGACAAUGGUUCAGAUGGCGCCUAUGAUGCCGGUUCUCGAAGCACCUAGAGGCCCUCGUAUGCAGCAGACGGCAGACAACAUUGGCGCUAUGAGUCUUGUGCUGGAUUCGUUCAAGAAAGAGAGCAAGCAGAACAAGCGUUGGGAGCUGACCGACAUUUACGAGAAUGUGGUCGAAUUUGCUGGAGAUCAGCACGGAUCCCGCUUUAUCCAGCAAAAGUUGGAGACUGCGAAUAGCGAGGUGAAGGAUCGCAUCUUCCGCGAACUUGAGAAGAAUGCGUUGCAGCUGAUGCAAGACGUCUUUGGAAACUAUGUUAUCCAGAAGUUUUUCGAGCACGGCGACCAAGUCCAGAAGCGCGUCUUGGCUGCGAAGAUGAAGGGUCACGUUUUCGCACUGUCCAACCAGAUGUACGCCUGCCGAGUUGUUCAGAAAGCGCUCGAGCACGUACUUGUGGACCAGCAAGCUGACAUGGUCAAAGAGUUGGAGAAAGACGUUCUCAAGACCGUGAAAGACCAGAAUGGCAACCACGUCAUCCAGAGGGUUGUUGAGCGUGUUCCAAUCGAGUACAUCCAACCCAUCGUGGAUUCCUUCAGAGGACAGAUCGACAAUCUUUCAACCAACUCUUACGGCUGCCGUGUCAUCCAACGACUGGUGGAGAAGAUCCCAGAGCCUCAGCGUAGGUUCAUUCUCAUUGAACUGCACGCCGCCGGCCCCAAGCUCAUCACGGACUCUUAUGGCAACUACGUUGUACAGCACGUCAUUGAGCAUGGUCUGCCUGACGAUCGCGCAAAGAUGAUCGCGCUGAUCAGGAACCAAUUCCUCAUGUUCAGCAAACAUAAAUUUGCUAGCAACGUUGUUGAGCGCUGCUUGGUCUGUGGAUCGGAGGCAGAACGCGGCGAGCUUGUGUCGACUGUCAUCAUGAAGAACGAACGCGGCGAAAAUAACCUGCUGAGCCUUCUCAAGGAUGGUUACGGCAACUACGUGAUCCAGAAGAUGCUCGAAACUCUCACUCGCCCUGACUACGAGAUUUUUGUCGAGGCACUCAAGCCCGAGUUGGAGAAAGCAAAGAAGAUCAUCUCUGGAAAGCAGAUCCAAUCGGUCGAAAGGAAGAUGAACCGAUUCGAUCGCGCCGACUCUCCCACAGAGACUCGUGAGGACGUGCCGUCGACACCCGGCCUUUCAAGCUCAGCGGAGUCAUCACAGAGUAGCACAAUGCCCUCCACCUCCACGUCGAUCAUCGACGGACAUGUACAUUCUGCAACAUUCGCUUCGAAAAUUCUUCCCUCUGUCACCGAUGGCGUAAAGACCGAGGCCUCGACCUCUUGA